GCUUGGCGCAAAAGGAGAUGGGCUCUCUCCUCCAACCCCUUUGUUGGCCGUUGUGGACUCGUUUCCAUCUCAGCUGUCGGUUGGGAAAAAAACCCCGCUAACGAUGCUGGCGGCACACGAGGUGCCCCUUCCAGGCCUUGGUCUUCCUUGGUCCUGCUUGGUCGCGGGGGUACUUGCCUCCUUCGUCCCUCGGUCACUCCCUUUUCGUUGGCCCACUUGCUUGCCCGUUGGUCCUGCCGUUGGAUGAUUCUUCAUGUCCCGACCCCGUCUCGCUCUCCCCCAUCUUGCCCGGCCGUACCUUUUACUCUUUUCCUGUUGCACCUGCCCACCACUUUCUCCGCUGCCGACCUCCCCUUCCACGCGCCAUCAUGAAGCGCGACCAGGUAUUAACCGCCGCCGCGGUCGAGGAUUUAAUCGCCGACGGUCAUGUAAUUGUCAUUUUCGAAGACUUUGUCCUGAAGUUGGACUCGUGGAUUCAGAAGCAUCCUGGCGGCCGGCUGGCAAUCCUGCACAUGGUUGGGAAAGAUGCGACGGACGAGAUCAAGGCGUACCAUAUCCCAGCCACGUGGAAGACCAUGAAGGCCUUUCGGAUAGGCCGGAAACCACCUGGAAUCUGGACCAACAAGACGCCGCCGAUCCGGGGUGGCCUUUACCAAAAACAGGCCACGACCCCACCUUCCGCGACUGCGACACUCGAAAGCUCGAGCGCAGACUCGGUACAGGAGCCUCAAUAUGUCUGGCGGGUUUCCGAUGACCCUGCGUCCGCCGGCAAGAAGGUCUUCGCGGGAGAUGCCGCCGCCUACACGGACUGGGUCGAGAAGCAGGAGAUCAAACACGACAACACCGAAUAUCCGUCGCUGGACCCUGAGGUACAACAAGAUAUCACUGAGAAGUACAGGGCGUUGCACCAGAGAGUCCGCGAUGAGGGCUUCUACAAUUGCCCUUACUUCUCGUACGCCAAGGAGAUGGCCCGCUACACGAUCCUCUUCGCGGCAUCCAUGGUAGCCCUGCGCCACGGCUGGUACGUGACGUCGGCCUUCUUCCUGGGACUGUUCUGGCACCAGAUCAUGUUCACUGCGCACGACGCCGCGCACGGCGCCAUCACCGGCAACUUCGAGACCGAUAGCCUCAUUGCCAUGUUCGUGGCCGAUUUCUGCUGCGGCCUGUCCAUCGGGUGGUGGAAGAGCAGCCACAACGUGCACCAUCUCAUCACCAACCACCCUGAACACGACCCGGACAUCCAAAAUGUGCCCCUCUUCGCCACGUCCCCUUCAUUUUUCCGCGGCAUCCACUCCAGCUACUACAACUUCACCUUCGCCUGGGACGCUGUCGCCGACUUCAUGGUGCCAUACCAGAAGUACACCUACUACCCCGUCAUGGGCAUCGCCCGCUUCAACCUCUACCUCCUUUCGUGGCUGCACGUGCUCUCGGCCAAGGCGGGGUCUCUCGGAAGCAGCAAGGCGUGGUGGAUCCGCCCGGCCGAGAUUGCCAUGAUGUCCUGCUACUGGUACAUUUUCGGCUACCUGUUGCUGUGGUGCACCCUGCCAACCUGGACCAUGCGCGUCGUGUACGUGCUGGUCUCCCACAUCAUCACCAUGCCGCUGCACGUGCAGAUCACCCUGUCCCACUGGGGCAUGUCGACCGCCGACGUCGGCGAGUCCGAGUCGUUUGCCCAGCGCCAGCUGCGCACCACCAUGGACGUCGACUGCCCGGCCUGGUUAGACUUCAUCCACGGAGGCCUGCAGUUCCAGGCUGUGCACCAUCUAUUUCCUCGGGUGCCCCGCCACAACCUGCGCAGGCUGCAGGUGCUGGUCAGGGAGUUUUGCGAGAGCACGGAUAUUCCGUACACGCUUUUAGGGUUUGUUGAUGGCAACAGCAAGGUUUUGGGGCGUUUGGGAGAGGUCGGGGAGCAGGUCAAGCACUUGGUUGAGUGCCAAAAGUACAUGGCGGUGACAGGCGUCAGUGGAUUGCAUUAGGGGCAUUUCUGGCAUAGACAGGUGGGCGGCAUUUGUUUGAGGAAGAGGUCCUCUACACGGCGUUUGGCAACGGCUCAUUUCUGUAUAUUUUCGUAAUUACAAGCCAUUUCGUUUUCUUUCUACUUCUUGCACCAGCCGGUGGCAUGGUAUGAAUC
Messenger RNA from Chaetomium fimeti, 2131 nucleotides. Its product is annotated as fatty acid desaturase-domain-containing protein. The transcript has 3 exons. The record is from RefSeq and is a predicted model, not a curated record. Gene Ontology annotation, cellular component: membrane. The coding region runs from base 369 to 1976 and encodes 535 amino acids. Gene Ontology annotation, molecular function: oxidoreductase activity, acting on paired donors, with oxidation of a pair of donors resulting in the reduction of molecular oxygen to two molecules of water. Lineage: Eukaryota; Fungi; Ascomycota; Sordariomycetes; Sordariales; Chaetomiaceae. Gene Ontology annotation, biological process: lipid metabolic process.